Molecule: messenger RNA, 6501 nt
Organism: Coturnix japonica (Japanese quail)
Lineage: Eukaryota; Metazoa; Chordata; Aves; Galliformes; Phasianidae
Gene: EDA2R
Product: ectodysplasin A2 receptor
Biological process (GO): tumor necrosis factor-mediated signaling pathway; positive regulation of canonical NF-kappaB signal transduction; positive regulation of JNK cascade
Cellular component (GO): plasma membrane
Molecular function (GO): tumor necrosis factor receptor activity; protein binding
Source: RefSeq, a predicted model, not a curated record
CCACGCGGCUCGGAGGAUUCUGCCCACGGAGCGCGCGGAGUUCGUCGCGUCCCGUCCGGUGCGUCCCGCCCGCAGCACUGUCAGCAGAGCCCGCACAGCACCGCGCCGCACGCCCUGCCCGGCUCUGCCCGCACCGGACACAGGUACCAGCACCUCCCAGCCAUGAUGGGCUGCCAGGAGACUGAGUACCUGGAUGAGCACGGGAAAUGUGUGCUGUGCAGGAGCUGCAUGCCUGGGCAGGAGCUUUCCAAGGACUGUGGUGAUGGUGUGGGGGGGGAUUCACAGUGCGUUGCUUGCCCUCCCAGGAAGUUUAAGGACAGCUGGGGGCAUCAUGGCUGCAAGCCGUGCCUAUCCUGCACCCUCAUCAACCGCAUCCAGAAGUCAAACUGCACAGCGACAGCCAACGCAGUGUGCGGAGAAUGCCUGCCAGGGUUUUACCGCAAGGCACGACUCAGUGGGCAGCUGGACUGGGAGUGCAUCCCCUGCACCAAGCAGACACCCUCCUCCGAGCCCCAGUGUCGGUCCAGAACAAACCUGGUGAAAGUGGCAGUCCCCACCGUGCCUCCGCAGGACACAGCCCUGCUCGCCCUGACCAGCAGUGCCUUGGUCAUCAUUGUGCUGGUGCUUCUGGCCCUCUCCAUCAUUUAUUGCAAGCGGUUCUGGAAGAGCCAGUGCCAGCGAGUUUUCCUGCGGACGCAGAACUUCUCAGGCCAACGGGCGAUGUUCCCCACCUCGACAGUGCCUGGCAGGUUUCUGUGUGAGGAGCAGAUGUCUGGCCCCUGCUGCCUGGGCAUGAAGAACCUCAGCCCCUGCUACAGGCAGACAGAAGGCCCAGUGGAAGCAAUUCAGUUUAUUUCAGAGGGAGAAGCCAUCGGUCUCCAGCUGCCACCUGCCCAACCUGAGCUGGAGCUGCCACCGGCCGUGGCGGGCAGCCCUGUGCCCAAGGGCCAGCUGGCCAAGAGCAGCCUGGAGAGCCAGCCGCUGAUGCGGGGCUGUGCCGAGCGCCGGGCCACCACCAUGACCCCCUCUGACCUCAGGUCGGGCACAGCAGAUGCCCUGGCCCCACUCUCUUCCUGUGCCUCUGAGAUGCAGCACAAGUGGCCACACACCCCUGUGGAGUGCACCGAGCUUGACCUGCAGAAAUUCUCCUCCCAGAUGGAGUUUGUGGGCAGUGAGAGGUCAGAGGAAGCGGGGAGCCGGGCAUCCCCAAAGGAGAGCAGCAGUACGGCACUGGAGGCUGGCAGUGGGCUCAGCAUGGGCCCGACGAGGGGCAUAUCCACUGCCAUGCAAAGCUCUGCCACGGAGAGCAGGGAGCGGCAGGUGAAUGAUGCCCAGAGCCUUGUGUCUCAGAUCAGCAGUACAAUGAAGGGUCUCCCUGUUGCAGAGCUGCCCCAUUCCUUGGUACAGUCACUCGCUUUCUUGUUGGACCCUUCCUUGAACGGUGUGAAGAACUUCAGCCAUGUGGCUCUGGAGCUGGGAGUCAUGCCUCAGUUGCUGGGCCGGAUCUCUGGAUUUGAGCAGCUUGUCGCCCACCUCACCUACUCUGGAGACACUGUCACCAUCCCUCGGCUGGCUCAGGCUCUGCAACGACUGCAGCGCUUCGAUGCCCUGCUCCUGCUGUGUGACCACUUUGCUCUCAGCCAGAUCCAGGGCCGCCAGUGCUAGGAGAAGGCAGGGGAGGGACAGAGGAAACUGCAAACACUGUGUGUACUGGUACGGGAGAGGAUCUGGUAGCCCUGUGGUCACAUCAUCUCUCUAACAUGCAUGUUGGAAGUAAGUGGAGAUGGUCUUUGCACUGUGGAAUAGAAGCAAGGAGGAGCAUCCUUCCUCGGGGAAGAGCAGAGGAGCUGGGGAGGUUACAGUACUGUGCAUUCUCACAGCUCUCGCUCCUGGGGAGGUUGUGCUCAGCUUGUGCAUUUCUUUUUUCUUCAGCUGUACUUACAGCCAUGUCCAACAGCACAGCAAUGUCACAGUUUGCUGUGCCUGUCGGUGUGUAGUAAGCCUAGUCCUCUGUGAGCUGUUGGCAUUGGGAUCAGUUCUGUGAGGUCCUUGGUCAUGGCACAUCUCCUUCCCAGCUCCUUCCUCUGUGGGUGCCACAAGCCAUGAGUGUCUCUGGAGGCCUCAGGGUAUCUUCCACACCAACAGCUGAUGUUUGCUGCCUUCUCCUCAGUUGUGUACUGCUCACUGACAGGGCCAACAAUCACUUCUCUCCCAUUCCAGUUUCUCAGAACUUUUUCCUUUGGCCCAUACUUUGUUUUUCUGGAUUCUUGUUCCUACUUUGAGUUGAAUCUCUGUUCUCUGCUCUCUGUGCACUGGAGACACAGUCCCUGGAGGAGGACCUGCAUGACUGUCACUGUGUGACUGGGAGUCACGCAGUCAUUCUCAGUGCCACUGCAGCAUUUGGCAUGUUUAAAUUCAUUUCUUUUACUUGGAAAGGUAUGGUUUUCUUAAAGGAGCACAGUUUUCUUAGCGUACCAGAGUACUUUGGUAUGGGUUUGUGUUGGAUGCAGCACUGUGCUGCUCCCUGCCCAGGGCAGUGUGUUUGCUCCUGAGUCUUCUGGUGACCACCUGUGCUGCACAGUGAAUCCACGUGCUGCCCGCUCAGUGUGGCUCUGGCAUUGCUGCAGGGUGCAGUUGGUGCCUGUCUGGAGACUGAAGUUCAUGACUGCGACUGUGCUGUGGGAGUGCUGGAGUCCCUGUGCCAAUAACAGCAGGGCAGGCUUGUUUAAAGUUGGGUUUUUUUUUCUUUCUUGUUGUUUCUGCCUAAAAAUGAGUUAAUUUUCUAAUUUCUGGAAGUAGCUGUUAGGGAGGGAACACCCUUCCACAUUUAAUUUGCUCCUGAUGGAUUUGUCAGGGCUUGCAGCCGUUUGGCCUGUGUUUGGGCGCAGAGCUGUGGGGCUGGUGGCUGCCUCCCUGCUCUGUUCCACUGGCAUCAGGAGCUCCCCGUGUCCUAGGGCUUCCAGGGGGCAUUCUGAUAAGUGGAGUUUGUGUCCCACGGCAGAGUGACUUGCAGCAGGAUGCCGUGCCCUGCCCUAGGCAGCAGUGCCCACACAAGCCCCUCACUCCAAGAUUUUUGUCCAGGGCAAAUCCCAGCACAGCAGGCGGGGAGUGGCCCUGCGGGGGUGGGAGGAAUGCAGGGCCCAGUCAGCUGGGGGAGAUGCCCGGCACGCGCCAGGCCCUGCCGUGGCGGGGAUGCCUGUCCCAGCAGGGAUGCCUGCACUGCUGAGGUCAUGGCACAGCAGCUGAGCCGCGCUGGUAGGAGCUCACCUCCUUGGCAGUGCUGUCUGAGCCAUCACGAAGGUUCUCUGAGCUGAGGUCUUUGUGCCAUGCCCGGCUCCAGCAGGUGCUAUGAGGCCAGGCUGGGAGCUGGUUGCUGCAGGGUGGGCAGGAGGUGUCAGCCCACAGCUCCCUGCCAGUUGCACCGGGACAAUGCGGUGCUGAGCUGUCUGCCUCUGUCCAAGGAUGCAUACGUGUGUCUUGGUGCCUGCACCUCAUGAGCUCGGAUCUUGAGCAUCUCAGUGCUCUGACCAAACCAUGCUGUGAGUUGAUAAACCCAGGGAUUCGGGCAGCAAGGUGACCUUGAGGUGCUGAUGGGAGGCCUCAUACUGGUGCUCACUGUGUCAGGACAGCACCCAAUCAUACUGAAGAUCAGAGUCUGAAGUGCCUUUGGGUCAGGGACUGGCUUUUCCAGUGAUAUACCAGGGAGAAUGAGCCUGUCUUAUUUCUCUCUUUCUGCACCAUUUAGUGCCUCCUGAGUCCAUUUCCGUGACUUUCUUCCUUUCCCCUGAUCUUGCUGCUUUUACCCAUGGGGCCUGGUGGAUGUCUUGGGCCAUUUCUGUCCUUCCUGGUGCUGCUGUCCCCUUGCAGCUGCUGCUCACAGCCAGAUGGCUGUUGGUCCUGAAUGCCUGUGCCCCAGGACCUGUGGGACACGCUUGCUGUGUGCUAUGUCCCUUGCUGAAGGCUGCAGCUGGCUCCGAGUGCUGCGUCUUCCUCCUUGGGGCUGGCUGUGCUGUCUGCUCCAGCGGUGCGGUGGCUGCCAGCAAGUGGCACUGUUCCCCUGCCGGGGCAUCCCCGGGCUCUGCCUCUUAUCUGACCACAGUGCUUGGAAAAACUGCACGACUUUCUGGGAAUACAGCCCUCCCUCAGAUCUGUCCAACAGCAGUAUUAAUAGAUGUUCUGGUUUGUUUUUUUCCUCCUUUUCUCGUGUUAUAUGCUGUUAGGACUUGAACGUGCUCAGGAUGUGGUCAGAUAACAAAAGGCGUGGACAGCUUCUCUGGAUGUACUGUUUUCUCUCCUGCUGUUUAUAUCUUCCAGAGCUGCAGUUUCGAUGUUCUUUGUUUUGUGAGAACCAGAGAUAUCAGUCAGACCUCGCACCCUUUUUGGCUGGGGCUAACCAGGCUCUGGAGAUGUGCUUGUUCUGUUACAGAGCCAUCAGGGAAAGUGUUUCUGGUGCAAACACAGCCUGGAGAUCCAGGCCUAAACUUUUUUUCUUCAUCUGAGAUUUAUCUUCAGCAAGGAGAUAGUAUUUGAUUAAUUUCAUAGUUUCAUAGUUUCGUGCAGGUUGGAAGGGACCUUAGAGAUCAUCGAGUCCAGCCCCCGGGAUUCGAGCCUCUGUGUAGCAGAGUGGCAUUUCUACCACUUGCGCCACAGGGGGGAUUCGAACCCCGGGCCCCAGUGUUGCAAGGUGGCGUCUUUAACCACUGCGCCACCGGGGCACACAAUUACUUAACAAAAUCAACUAUUUUAUCUUCAUGGACAUGCUUCACAAAAAUGAGUUCACCUGUUUGAGCAGGAGCGAUCAUACAGCUGAGCUAUCAGCUGUGGCUCUGGAGGUGAAGCUGGGCUGGUGCCUCACACUGUGCCUCAAAAGCUCCUUUCUCUGCCCCUUGGUGGGGACCAGGCUGUGGCUGCUACCCCCACAGCACUGCAGUGAAUUAGGAAUGGAGCAGGUAAUGAGAGCACCACAGUGUGUGCUGCAGAGCGUCACAGGGGUGGUGGCUUCCGUCAAUCGUGCCCUCAUUGGGCACUUCUGUUGAUGUAGAUGGGCUCCGGACAGAAAAAUAUUUGGUUUUUUUCUUCUUCAAAUAAAUCAGCCCCAUUCUCAUAAUAGCUUUUAAGGGGAACUUUGAUAUUUUAGCUGUUUGAUGCCUGAGCAAUAUUGCUCGUGUUCAGAACCUACCUCUGCCACGGUGCUGAGGAGGCAGCACGCAGGGCCGGUCGCUGCAUUUUAGCUGUUUUAACUUUAUAACUUUUCACUUUGUUCACUGUCCCUGGGCCAUCUGUUGCAGUGUGACUGUGAGCUGCCGCAGGCAGUGCUCCAUGUCUUCUGCAGUGCUCUGCGAUAGGGCUGCAUAUGGCUGCCAUCAACCUGCGCUGGCAGCAGGUGAGCCUGCUCACAUCAGCCACAGUCAUGCAGGCCACAUUGCUGGAGUCUGCAGGGCUGCUCCUCACUGCCCAGCUGAAGUCCUCAGAAGAGGGGGACCACAGGAGCCCAAAGAUGGGGCCCUGAAACUGCAGCUUGGACACGGGCAGAUGGCGGCCAUUGCUGGGCAGGUAGGCGAACAUGGAUUUCUUUAGCUGGGAACCGAUAGGUUUGAUACUCAACUUCUGAUUUUUCUCCUUAAUAGUAUUUUCAGCACAACAAUUGGAAUGUAAGGGAAGGAAGUUCCCAUAGUGCUGGAUUCUUGCAUUUCAACUUCAGGAAGCUGCUGGUGCCAAGCUGGCACGGCUCAAAGAAAGUAGAAAGAAAUAAAAUAAUUCAGCAUCUGUAUGAACUGUAGUUGGGACUGAACAAUGGAAACACUCUUGGGCAGCAGGAUUUCUGCAACAAACAAUUGUUAUGAUACCAGUCUUGUCUGGAAGUCUGAUCUACAGAAGAAUUUACAUGAUGGGUUUCAGUUCGGUGCUGUUCUGAAAGCUCCUAAGCACACACUUAACAAUAGGCAUGUACAUAAAUCCUAUUGAAGUGAACAAGUAAUCAGUACAUCCUUGGGUGCUAUUCCUGAACAGGAUGUGUUAUCAGAAUUGUACCUUCACUGUGCUGUCCCAUGAGCAGGCAAUACUGCAGAAAGCUGUUUGAUCAGUAUGGGCACACUUUCAGAAGUCUGCAAGUGCUAAAGAGAGAUGCACUACAGUCUGUUUAGAUGACUUAACAUUGCAGAUUCUGGUGCUUUUCUGAAAAUAAAUAUCGUUCUGUAGCCAUGGUUUACCUCUAGGAAUACUUGGUCAUUUUUAUGGUGGAUGUUAUUUCUUCAAGGUUGUGAAUGGGUUAUUUAUAUUUUUGUAAAUCCUACGUCAUUAGCAUUAUAAUUCUGAAGUUUAGUUGUUUCCAUUGGGUUUGUUUCUUUUUGGGGGAGAUGUUGUCUGUAUUCAAAUGAAACAGUAGCUGAAGCUCUUCAGUUUUUUGUUACAUAUGGGGUGUUUGUUCCCCACAUUCCACCCAGUCGUGGUGUUGUUGGAUGCUGUGUACGUGAAGUUAAAUAAAUCCCAGAGGUGGAGGUG